AUGUCCGGUCGAGCAAAUUCAAAAAUUCGCGCUGAAAUUAUUUUACUUUUGCUUUUAAUGUACUUUAAAGAGUAUGAAGAGUUUCAAAUAAAGCUGAGCUCAAUACGUUGCCAGAACCUAGAUCCUACCUUCCUUAAUAUCUCCAAAUGCAUAACGAAAGCUGUUUCCCGCAGCAUUACAGAGACUACAUUGAAUGUCACUUUACUUCAAGGGCCUGUAAAUAAUGUUACCGUAAAGCUAAAAUUUAUGAAGAAAUCAACGGACUAUAAUUUGUAUUAUGGCGAACAAACUAUUAAUAUCUGCAAAUUUUUAAGCUAUCGCACACAAUAUCCAAUAUCGAAUUAUCUUUUCGAUUUAUUACAACCCUAUUCCAAUGCAAAUCAUACCUGUCCGUAUGAAGGUGCUAUUAUAUUGGACCGAUUCCGCAUAGAUAACAACAAAUUAACUUGGCUUCCAAUACCAACAGGUGAAUUUGCAUUCUUCUCAGAAUGGUAUACGGAUAAUAAGCUUCGAUUGGAUCUAAGAUUUUAUUUCUCGUUUGUAGAAUAA
This is a messenger RNA of Teleopsis dalmanni, 549 nucleotides long. RefSeq lists its product as uncharacterized. Lineage: Eukaryota; Metazoa; Arthropoda; Insecta; Diptera; Diopsidae. The coding region runs from base 1 to 549 and encodes 182 amino acids. The transcript is spliced from 4 exons. The record is from RefSeq and is a predicted model, not a curated record.